GGUGCGCCAUAGCAUCACAUCGCAUCGCCAGCAGAGCCUGACCACUCCAUCAUCCCCGACAGAGCCAACCAGCACCAAGCGAACCCGCCAGCAGCAGAUCUCUGCUGGAAGAUUCCAGAUCGAUUAGCUCCGCCAUCCCGCUUUCCCGCCAUUUAGUCCCUGAAUCGUAUGCCGAUUCCCAUCUUCUCGCUCCAGCCUCUCGCACCAGCAAGCAGCCAAUCAUCCAUUCCGAUUCUGCAUCUCGCUUCUCGGACAGAGCCACGGACCAUGAAGACGCAAGGAUUUCCUCUGCGCUGGACCAAGUGGACCACCACCAAUGCCAGGGUCUUCUUGUCCCGAUCGCAAGAUUCACAUGUCUCUCCCUUCCAUGCGAUCUCCCUCAAAACCGCCUGCAAACCGCCCUCGCACUUUCGCUCUCCCUCCCUCUGAUCUAUCGAUUUUACGAUGACCGCCCGUUCCUCUGACUCCUUCUCUGACUCUGCCUAUGCCACUGGCCAUGCCCCCGGCUACGGCUCUGACUCCGAACCCGACUUUUCCCCUGAUCCUGAUCUCGAGCCUUACUCCGAUCGGGACGACGACAGCAUGUCGAUCGAUUUCGAUCUCGAUUCGAUCGAUUUCUUUGCCGAAGACACUGCGAAUCGCAGCCCCACAGGUGUCGUUAAUGGCUUUGUGUGCCUUGCUGACAGCUACAUGGUCCAUGCCCACUCUGGACACCGCCUUGUCCCCACUCGCUUUGCUGCCCGUCACUCUGGUCUCGCGAAGGACGACUUUGUCGCCCAGAUCAACGCCGGCCCGCUCAAGAACGGCCAAUGCAUCCUCCAAGACCUGGGUGAUGCCACCACCGUCGAGGACAUCCUCAACGCCCGCAACAUCGUCUUUGAUCCAGCCAUGGGCCUCUACCUGAACAAGCGCAACAAGAGCCCUUCCAGGCGCUUCGUCUGCUAUGAGGCGAUCCCUCCUGGUGCCCGCACCAAGCUGUACUUUGAUGUGGACUGCCACCUCCGUGCACACCGCGAUCCCGUCGAUGUCCUCCAGUACUGCGACCGAGCCAUCAAGGCCGCCUUCCCGCAGGUCCUCUCCAUCAAGUAUGCCAUGUACUUUGGCCCCAAGAAGGGCAAGGAUCGCUUCCUCUCGAUCCACAUCUUCUGUCAGGACACCAGCGUCGUCAAGAGCGACCUCGUCCGCAUCUAUGCCCACCUUAAUGCCAGUGCCCAUGACUUUGCCCAGUUCACCGACAAGGCCGAUGCCACUAUGGUCGACCCCAGUGCCAACACGCACUUCCGUGUGAUCUUGUCGGCCAAGACCCUCCAGCGCAAUGGAACCUCUGAAGACGACAUCCGCCCCUUGGUCCCCGUCGAUCCCGCAACCGGUCGUCCCUUGGAGGCCUUUGAGUUUACCGAUUUUCUCUGCCAGUACCUCACGGGCAACGAGACCCCACUCACUCCCCCGCGCUCCCACACCCGCAUCCGAGCCUCCUCCUCCUCCUCUUCCCCUGCCACCGCAAUCGCCAGCAACGACAACGCCUCCGAGAUCGAGUGGAUGCCCGCCGAAGGCAACGCACUCGAGAUCCCCGACGACAUCCGCGGCAUCCUGGAGCCAUUCAUCCGCUCCCGAUUUUUGAUGAAGAACACCGCCCAUGCAAUCUCCUUCGACCAAGCCCGAGUCUACCUCUCCGCAACCGCCCCAUUCUGCGCCAUCCCCAUCACGCAGCCCUGGUGCCUUCUCAAGGGAGGUGCCCAUGGACGCGACGGGACCGCAAAUGAUCGCGGCAAAAGCCAGUACAUCCGCCUCGGGAAGGACGAGAUCUCGCGCUGCUGCUGGAAGGCACAGGGUGCCUGCGCCGGAUCCUACUCUCCCAUCAAGUACACCCAAGACCUUGCCAAUGUCAAGGCCUUCAUGAAGAGCACCCUGAACGCCAAAGCCAUCAAGGCCGCCAAGAGAGCUGCUGCUUUCAAACACCCAAAUAAUAUCGUGUCGCAUGUACAGUCUUCCACUCCGGUGUACAUGGACAUUGACGUUGAGAUUGACUCCAACACCAUGCUCAAGAUGACAGAGACCCUCAAGCCCAUCUUCCAAGGCCACGUCGGCGCCCAUUUCAAGACGAUCCGUGACAUCCACUACCAAGAGAAGACGCUCUCCUUCACGGCCGAUUUUGUAGUUUGCCCCAAGCAAGAGUGCCGUGAGCCUUUCCACUCCAUGCAAGUCGGUGGCGUCCAGUGCGUUGAUCGCAAGAUCAUUGUCACCUUCGAUGCCGCAGCUGACAAUGCCUGCCACUUUCCCGUCAAACUCGAACUCAACGCCAGCCAGCGUGGCUCCAUCGACGAAUGGCUCAAGGGCGCGAUCGACCAGGAUGCCCAGCUCGACGGCAUCAUCUCCCAGGUUGCCCCCAAGGAUACGAUCGAGGACGAGCUCGUUGUGAUGCUCCGGGAUGGCUUUGGCAAGAACCCCAGCAAGAUCCUCAACCCACGCUUCUCGCACAGCGGUGCGCACGCCGAUAUCCAGUCGGGCUGCGUGAUGUGCGGUGGAUGCACUCGAGCCGACUUGGAUGUGCAAACUACGGGGCAGGUCGUUGGCUACGCAAAGGCCCAUAUCCUGGAGACCUGCAUCAACUGCGGCGCCGUCAUCCCUCCAUCCAAGACACCGCUCUCUGCCGCCAUCAAGCGCAGUGAGAUCAACCACGUAACCGCAGCGAUGAACCGCAUCCGCCAGCAGUACCCGGACCAGCACAUCUUCAAGGACUGCACCAUAUUCAACCAGUACAACAACAUCGUGCAGUACAACAACCUGCAUAUCGACAUGCUCGAGGGCAAGAGUAUCGAGGACCCGCAGAUCUUCUUGGCGGACCCACUCAUCUUCAGCGAGAACGCCGAGAUUGAGAGCGCCUUCAAGUGCUGCCUGACCGGCAACGUGAUGGCCAUCGCCCGAUUUGCCUACAUCUACUUCAAGGACAUCCUGCACAUCGAGGAGAGCAACACCACGAUGGGCUUUCUUUUCGAGUUUCCAGUGUGGAAGGAGCUCCCGCUCUCAAACAUCCUUGGCCGCCUUCUUCGAGACGAAAACCUGGCAUUCUCCAAGUCACUCAACGCCGCCAAGCGCUUCUACCAGGCCCAAAUCGAUGCGAUCCCCCACGCACGUGUCGCCGUUGCCCAGAUCGGCAAGAUCCACCGCGACGUGAUCACCAAGGACGGCAGUGGGCUUGCCAACUACUAUUCGUCAUUCAAGACCGUCUUCAGCCAAGGCUACAAAGCCUUUGUGGAUUCCCUGGACACAUCGACUGACAGCGUCGUGUUCGGUGAUGGUACUCUCAUCAAUCUCCUGGAUGGCACACGGCGCAUGGCCACGGCAGAGGACAUGUUCACGACGACGCUUGAGGCCCGAUACGACCACGCGGCACUCCACGACACCGCUGCUCGCCAGGAAGUUGGGGCAUAUCUCGAUGCUCUGUUCGACAACGACCACGACGUCGCGAGCUAUCUGCUCAAGUACCUGGCAUUGUGCCUGACCGCCGAACGCAACGGGGAGAUGAUCAUGUUCCUGGUGGGCGACGCCCAAAACGGCAAGACGAUGCUGCUCAAUUUCAUCAAGGCCGUGCUCAAGGGUUUGUUUGUGUCGUUUGAGGGCGACAAGCUGCGCGACAACGGAAGUGGCUCCACCGGCGACGAAGUAACGCACGUCUUCAACAAGCUGAUCAGGGCACGUUGUGCGAUUGCAAGUGAGAUCAAGGGCAACAGCACCCUGAACGACAAGACCCUCAAGCAGCUCGCGAGCAACGACUCGAUCGAGUAUCGCCCGCUCUAUUUGCCGGCCUCGGACUACAUUCCCAAGUUCAAGGCGAUCGUGGCGACCAACACCAUCCCAGAGUUCAGCGCGCAAGCAAAGGCCUCAGCCGACAUCAACGCCCUCUUUCGCCGGAUGAUCAUCGUCAACUUCCCCAUGAAAGUGGUCAAUAUCCCCGAAAGCCAGCCCCUCCGCAAGCGCGAAUUGCGUAACGAUUCGCAGCUGGUAACGAAGAUCAAGACCACGAGCUGGAUUUAUGCGAUGCUCGGGCUCCUCAUCGACUCCUUCCCGGAAGCAGCCAACAAAGCCAAGCCACUCAGCGUCCACGACGACCUCCCAGACGCCAUCCGCAAGAGCACGCAAUUCUGCCUCUGUAACUUUGACAUUGUGGAGUACUUUGUCACCAAGUGCUUCGACGUGGACCCCGCACAGAAGCAAGGGCGGGUGAAGCUCAGCGAUAUCUACACCUGCUAUGGGAACUGGAUUCACGAUUAUUUCGAGGAGGCCUGUGAAAUGACCGGGAGCGACAGCGUUUUGCGUCCCAUCAGGGACAGCGUCGAGAGGCAGCGCAAAUGCGGAAAGCCACUUAGUGCCCAAUGGGGAGGAAAGCGCUGCUACGAUCAGUUCGUGACGUAUUCUCCAUUCUUCAGAGCAUACCUCCCUCCCAACAUGGACCAAAGCAAGGCUACGACCAUCAUCGAGGGACUCACAUUGAAGCCUGGAUGGGCUCACUUGGCGAAAUGCUUCCCCAGUGCCACAAUCUAGACGCCAGCCCUUUGUUUUCUCUCACAGCACACCCAACCCAAUAAAAACACCACCAAACGGGGGUAAUCCCCAACACUCCACAUCCAUGGAGAGAUGAAUUAUCUUGGGGUGUAAAAACGCCUCAAAAUGGAGACAAUCGGGCUGUUCAUGG
Polychytrium aggregatum is the source of this 4693-nucleotide messenger RNA. RefSeq lists its product as uncharacterized. The record is from RefSeq and is a predicted model, not a curated record. Lineage: Eukaryota; Fungi; Chytridiomycota; Chytridiomycetes; Polychytriales. The transcript has a single exon. Bases 445 to 4542 code for a protein of 1365 amino acids.